This is a messenger RNA of Cyprinodon tularosa, 2979 nucleotides long. RefSeq lists its product as uncharacterized. The transcript has 15 exons. NCBI's taxonomy places the organism in Eukaryota, Metazoa, Chordata, Actinopteri, Cyprinodontiformes, Cyprinodontidae. Gene Ontology annotation, cellular component: intracellular membrane-bounded organelle; membrane; cytosol. The record is from RefSeq and is a predicted model, not a curated record. Gene Ontology annotation, molecular function: cholesterol binding. Bases 416 to 2707 code for a protein of 763 amino acids.
UGGAACUGCUGCUCCCAUUCAGGCAUCGCUUCUCGGACAGCAAGCAGCAAAGGCCGCUCCCUCUCCGAAGCUCUGCCUCUACAGCUUGGACCAGUCACCAUGGUGAUAACUUCUCUUUCGGUUACAGCAGGAAAAGCUUGUAGGGAAAUGAUUUUCUGUACUGCCAAGCUCUGACUCCGCAGUAGUCUGCAUCAGCAGCACAGUGUCUUGGCAUCACUCCUCGUCCUUCCUCCGGAGUCAUGUGAAAGUGCUCCACGCUGGUUACUCUCGCCGCAGACCGAACCCUCCUUCCCGUCCGCUCGGACGUCCUCGCCCCGGCAGCCGCAGUGGCGUAGUAUCCCCGUCUCCGCUGUCACCUUCCCGGUUCGGUCCGGUUUAUCAACCUGCGCCUCCUUGGCGUACGGAGGAGCCGAGGAUGAGCGAGCAAGGGAAGGGCUCGGCAUCCGCCUCCACCGCGGCCCCAGCUCCGGGGUCGGACACCUACAAAGGCUGGCUCUUUAAAUGGACUAACUAUCUGAAAGGGUACCAGAGGCGAUGGUUCGUCCUAAGCAACGGCCUGCUUUCCUAUUACAGGACACAGGCAGAGAUGGCCCAUACAUGUCGAGGAACUAUAAACUUGGCCACAGCACACAUUGAUACUGAGGAUGCCUGCAACAUUGUUCUUAGCAGCGGCGGGCGAACAUACCACUUGAAGGCAAGCACCGAAGUGGAGCGGCAGAGAUGGGUUACUGCGCUGGAGUUGGCUAAAGCGAAAGCAAUCCGCAUGAUGAAUGAUCAAUCUGAUGACUCAGGAGAUGAGGAGCCCACAACACAGUCGGACCGCAGUGAAAUUCAGGGUACCCUGAGGAUACUUGUCAGCAAGCUUGAUGACCUCAGCACUUGUAAUGACCUAAUCGCUAAGCAUGGAGCUGCCCUGCAGCGUUCCCUCAGUGAACUGGAAGGAUUGAAAGUCCCAUUGGAAGGAGGGGAAAAGAUCAAGGCAGUUAACGAGCGAGCCACCCUUUUCCGCAUCACUUCCAAUGCUAUGACAAAUGCAUGUCGAGACUUUUUGGACCUAGCUGAGACUCACAGCAGGAGAUUGCAUCGGGCGCUACAGUAUGAGCGAGAGCAGCGUACCCACCUAGAGGAGACGAUCGAACAGCUCGCAAAACAGCACAACAGCCUUGAGCGAGCGUGGAGAGAAGCACCCACGCAUGCUUCCAGCACACCCAGUGUCCCAACCACCAGUCAGGGAAACCAAAGGGUGAACAAAGAGGACGCAAGUGAUGAAGAUGAGGAUACUGAGUACUUUGAUGCCAUGGAGGAUGCACCUACUUUUAUAACAGUGACUGCCAGUGAAAGCUCACAGCACAGGCGAUCUCAGGGUAAUUUAAGUGGAGCGAGCGGAGGCCAGACCAGUGACUGGAACCAGGACGACCAUAUGUCUCCGAGCUAUAACGAUGUGUCAGGGAAGGAGCUACUGCCGCGCAGACAGAGGCGGACUCAUAUCCCAGACAAGCCCAAUUAUUCCCUAAAUUUAUGGAGCAUCAUGAAGAACUGCAUCGGCAAGGAGCUCUCUAAAAUCCCUAUGCCUGUAAACUUUAAUGAGCCUCUGUCGAUGCUGCAACGUCUCACUGAGGACCUGGAGUACCAUGAGCUUCUAGACAAGGCAGCACGCUGUGAGUCUUCCCUGGAGCAGAUGUGCCUAGUUGCUGCCUUUUCCGUUUCCUCCUACUCCACCACAGUCCACCGAACAGCCAAACCCUUCAACCCCCUCCUGGGAGAGACCUAUGAGCUUGACCGCCUGGAGGAAUUUGGCUACCGCUCAUUGUGUGAGCAGGUGAGCCACCACCCGCCUGCAGCUGCACAUCAUGUGAUUUCCAAAAGAGGCUGGACCUUGUGGCAGGAAAUCACCAUCGCCAGCAAGUUCCGCGGCAAAUACCUCUCCAUUAUGCCUCUGGGUGCCAUUCACCUGCAGUUUCACUCCAGUGGGAACCACUAUGUGUGGCGAAAGGUCACAUCCACGGUGCAUAACAUCAUUGUGGGCAAACUGUGGAUUGACCAGUCAGGAGACAUCGAGGUCAUUAAUAACAGGACGAAGGAGACCUGCCAGCUGAAGUUCUCUCCUUACAGUUAUUUCUCCAGGGAUGUUCCACGGAAGGUAACAGGUGUGGUAGCAGACAGCGGAGGCCGGGCUCAUUACAUCCUCUCUGGUACAUGGGAUGACAAAAUGGAGAGCGCUAAGAUCGUUCAGAGCAGUCGAGGAGGAAGCGGAUCAGAAGGAAAGCAGAAGACAGUCUAUCAGACUUUAUCUCCCAAACUCCUCUGGAAGAAAUACCCUCUACCGGAAAAUGCUGAGAACAUGUACCACUUCUCAGCUCUGGCUCUGACCCUGAACGAGCCUGAAGACGGGGUGGCACUGACCGACAGCCGGCUGAGACCAGACCAGAGGCUGAUGGAGGAAGGCCGGUGGGAUGAGGCGAACUCGGAGAAACAGAGACUAGAAGAGAAACAAAGAGCUGCAAGAAGACGGAGGGAAGCAGAGGCCACAGAUGCUCUGGAUGAAGAGUGUGAUUAUGAUUCUGGUAGAGACUAUGAAGGCUACCAGCCGCUGUGGUUUCACCAGAGAAGGGACUCGGUCACUGGAGAGACAAACUUUGUGUACAAGGGAGGUUACUGGGAGUCGAAGGAGAAAGAGGACUGGAGCAUGUGCCCUGACAUCUUUUAGCUCAGGAGCUCGUCUUGGAUGACUCCGACCUCACUGGACAGGGAGCUGUCCAGCCUCUGGCCUCAAGCAGUGAAAGCUAGCUGGCUUACGAGCACCAAAAGGACCUUUACGAGUGUGAGAAAUUAUGUGUCUCACACAGUCUCUGAUUACACAUUACCUCCAAAAGAUAUGUUUCUUUAUUUUAACUUGGAUUAAAAAAAAAAAAAUCACAGGGAGUUCUGUCAGCAGUCCUCCCUGCACAAUGCUGAAAUUCUGCUGCUCCACAAAUAAAA